AUGCCAGGUGGACCGGUUCGUUCGCUGUCCACCACCACCGAUGUCAACCGCAUCGAAGCCCCAGUCACCUGGAAGGCCUAUCUGAUCUGCGCCUUUGCAUCUUUCGGUGGCAUCUUCUUUGGCUACGAUUCCGGUUACAUCAACGGCGCUACCUCUAACCUCGAAUUUAUCCACUACAUCGAGGGUCCCAACAAAGAUGCCUUGAGCUCCCCCCAUUCGUCUCUCAUUGUCUCCAUCUUGUCCUGUGGUACUUUCUUCGGCGCCAUCAUCGCCGGUGAUGUUGCUGAUAUCAUUGGUCGCAAGUGGACUGUCAUUAUUGGUUGCGUGAUCUACGCUAUGGGUGUCUGCAUUCAAAUGGGCACUGGUCCUGGUCACGCUCUCGGCCUCAUCGUGGCUGGCCGUCUCGUGGCUGGUUUUGGUGUGGGUUUCGAGAGUGCCAUUGUCAUUCUGUACAUGUCAGAGAUCUGCCCUAGAAAAGUCCGAGGUGCAUUGGUCGCUGGAUACCAAUUCUGUAUUACCAUCGGUAUCUUGUUGGCUUCCUGCGUUGUCUAUGCCGUCCGCAACCGAAAGGACACUGGCGCCUAUCGCAUUCCCAUUGCCAUCCAAUUCGCUUGGGCUCUCAUCCUCGGUAUCGGUUUGGUCUUCCUGCCAGAUUCGCCCCGAUACUUCGUCAAGCGUGGCAAGCUCGAGAAGGCUAUUGCAGCGCUCUCUCGCCUUCGUGGCCAGCCUCCCGAGUCCGAGUACAUCCAGGUUGAAGUUGCUGAGAUCAUUGCCAACGACGAGUACGAGAGACAGAUGAUUCCAUCUAGUGGCUGGUUUGGCAGCUGGUACAAUUGCUUCAAGGGUGGCCUCUCCCACCAGAAGUCCAAUCUGCGUCGAACCAUUCUCGGUACUUCUCUGCAGAUGAUGCAACAGUGGACCGGUAUCAACUUCAUCUUCUACUACUCGACCCCAUUCUUGAAGUCGACCGGUGCCAUCUCCAACUCGUUCUUGAUCUCCCUGAUCUUCAACUGUGUCAACGUCGGUUCGACUCCUCUCUCGUUCUGGACGGUUGAGAAGUUCGGUCGUCGACCUCUCCUGAUCUGGGGUGCUCUCGGUAUGCUCAUUUGCGAGUUCCUUGUCGGUAUCAUCGGUGUCACCGUUGGUUUCAACAAGACCCACCUUAACGCCGACGGACUCAGCAGGGCCAACAACAUCCCGGCCGUCAAUGCACAGAUCGCCUUUAUCGCCAUCUACAUCUUUUUCUUUGCCUCCACCUGGGGUCCUGGUGCUUGGAUCGUCAUUGGAGAGAUCUUCCCUCUCCCCAUCCGAUCCCGUGGCGUCGGUCUCUCUACCGCCUCCAACUGGAUGUGGAACACCAUCAUCGCUGUCAUCACUCCUUACAUGGUCGGUGAAGACAAGGGCAACCUCCGGUCGUCAGUCUUCUUCAUCUGGGGUGGUCUCUGCACUGCUGCCUUUGUCUACGCAUACCUCCUCAUCCCCGAGACCAAGGGUCUGUCCCUGGAACAGGUUGACAAGAUGAUGGAAGAGUCUACCCCACGUACCUCGGCCAAGUGGAAAUCAACCAAGACCUUCGCCGAGAUCAUGGGCAGCCAGGGCGGUGUCCUUAACAAGGAACUUGUCCAGGAUGCAGAGCGCAAGGGAUCAGCCUUUUAA
Molecule: messenger RNA, 1656 nt
Organism: Exophiala spinifera
Lineage: Eukaryota; Fungi; Ascomycota; Eurotiomycetes; Chaetothyriales; Herpotrichiellaceae
Exons: 4
Coding region: 1-1656 (551 amino acids)
Biological process (GO): carbohydrate transport; transmembrane transport
Cellular component (GO): membrane
Molecular function (GO): carbohydrate:proton symporter activity
Source: RefSeq, a predicted model, not a curated record